Molecule: messenger RNA, 270 nt
Organism: Laccaria bicolor S238N-H82
Lineage: Eukaryota; Fungi; Basidiomycota; Agaricomycetes; Agaricales; Hydnangiaceae
Exons: 2
Cellular component (GO): post-mRNA release spliceosomal complex; U2-type spliceosomal complex
Source: RefSeq, a predicted model, not a curated record
AUCAAAAGCCGAAACUUCGACCCAGAGUCGCGGACAAUACGAAAACAUGAUCAUACGGAUGAUGUCGUUAUGCAAGAUACGGUCGAAAAAGAUGUGGCUGGUCUAGCAGAACAAAUCAUCAUUGACGAUGAGCGACGGAGAGCCCAAGAACUUGACGUUUUUAACAUUGCCCCAAAACGGCCGAAUUGGGAUCUCAAACGUGAGCUCGAGAAGAAGUUGAGUAAACUGGAGAGGAAGACUCAGGAGGCGAUACACACAUUGAUUCGUAAG